Messenger RNA from Clonostachys rhizophaga, 411 nucleotides. NCBI's taxonomy places the organism in Eukaryota, Fungi, Ascomycota, Sordariomycetes, Hypocreales, Bionectriaceae. The record is from the annotation of a GenBank genome assembly.
AUGUUCCCAAGAGUGGCAAUUACGAAAACCCCAAUGCUGCGCGCCGCAACUCGCCAGCCGACGAUGAGCGGCGGUCGCAUUCCCUUCCCUCUUCGAAACGCUCGGAACCAGUCCACGGGGAAGGGUGCCUUCAACGGUCCCGGUGGCCAGGAGUCGAUCCCGCAGUCACCGAUGGGAGGCAGCGACAUCGCAAAGCGGAACUGGCGUGCGAUUGGCGGUGGUCUCGCGGUGCUGGCAGGUCUCGCCUACUUCAUGGGAGGGCGCCCCAAGAAGGACCUCGACAAGCAAAUGGAACCAGUCGCGAGGGAGGGAGAGCGCGGGCUAAAGAGGCUGGAGGAGCAUGCAAAGAACGCUGCCGGUGAGCUGAGCGGCAAGAAACCCGGCGGGAUGGGCGGUUUCCGCUCGGAGUGA